Solanum pennellii is the source of this 2395-nucleotide messenger RNA. Its product is annotated as subtilisin-like protease SBT1.7. Gene Ontology annotation, molecular function: serine-type endopeptidase activity. Bases 47 to 2284 code for a protein of 745 amino acids. The record is from RefSeq and is a predicted model, not a curated record. Gene Ontology annotation, biological process: proteolysis. Lineage: Eukaryota; Viridiplantae; Streptophyta; Magnoliopsida; Solanales; Solanaceae. The transcript has a single exon.
UCAAAUAAACUUUCUAAAAACAUAAUCAGUUCUUGUAUUAGCAGCCAUGGGAUUCUUGAAAAUAUUUCUUGUUUUCAUCUUUUCUUCUUUCCCAUGGCCUACUAUUCAGAAUGAUCUCGAGACUUAUAUAGUCCAUGUUGAAUCCCCUGAAAGCGUAAUUUCUACACAAUCAUCGGUAACGGAUUUAGAUAACUAUUAUCUUUCUUUUUUGCCUAAAUCUACAACAAUCAGCUCAAGUGAAAAUGAAGAGGCUGCUAGCAUGCUCUAUUCCUAUCACAAUGUGAUGAAAGGGUUUGCAGCAAGAUUAACGGCAGCACAAGUGAAGGAAAUGGAGAAUAAACACGGCUUUGUCUCUGCUCAGAAACAGAGGAUUUUCACCUUGCAUACUACUCAUACUCCGAACUUUCUCGGUUUGCAACAGAACAUGGGCUUGUGGAAGGAUUCCAACUAUGGGAAAGGCGUGAUCAUUGGAGUUAUAGACACUGGAAUUUAUCCUGACCAUCCUUCAUUUAGCGACUUUGGGAUGCCUCCUCCGCCUGCUAAGUGGAAAGGAGUUUGUGAGUCUAAUUUCAAAACCAAGUGUAACAACAAGCUCAUUGGAGCGAGGUCUUACCAAAUUGCUAACGGUUCCUUGAUAGAUGAUAAUGGACAUGGUACACACACAGCAGGCACAGCUGCAGGAGCCUUUGCAAAAGGUGCUAAUGUAUUUGGGAAUGCUAAUGGCACUGCUGUUGGUGUUGCCCCUCUUGCCCACCUAGCCAUAUAUAAGGUUUGCAAUUCUGAUGGCGAGUGUCCUGACUGUGAUAUUUUAGCUGCCAUAGAUUCAGCUAUAGAUGAUGGAGUAGAUAUUCUUUCAAUAUCCUUGGGUGGAUCUCCAAGCCCUUUCUAUGAUGACUGUAUCGCUCUUGGGGCAUACAGUGCAACAGAAAGAGGCAUUCUUGUAAGUUCUUCUGCAGGCAAUGAAGGUCCUUCUGUUGCCUCAGUGGAAAAAGCAGCCCCGUGGAUUCUUACAGUAGGUGCCAGCACACUUGAUAGAAAGAUAAAAGCUACUGUUAAUCUCGGAAAUAGAAAGAAAUAUGAAGGAGAAUCAACUUAUCGUCCAAAGAUUUCCAGCUCAACAUUCUCCACUCUAUAUGAUGCUGCAAAAAAUGCAAGUGAAACUCCUUAUUGCAGACCAGGAUCACUCACUGACCCUGCUGUAAGAGGAAAGAUAGUAUUAUGUCUACAAGAUGAUAUUGUUUCCAAUAUUGAAAAAGGACAAGCUGUGAAGGAUGCUGGAGGUGUUGGCAUGAUUAUCAUCAACCAGCCAAGUUACGGUGCCACUAAAUCAGCUGAUGCUCAUGUUCUUCCAGCAAUGGAUGUUUCAGCUGCAGAUGGAACAAAAAUCCUUUCCUAUAUGCACUCAACAUCAAACCCUAUUGCUAGAAUCACAUUCCAUGGAACAGUAAUUGGAGAUAAAUAUGCUCCCAUAGUAGCUGCAUUUUCUUCUCGCGGACCAAGUGAAGCUAGUCCUGGAAUCUUGAAACCAGACAUAAUCGGUCCUGGUGUUAAUAUCAUUGCUGCUUGGCCUACCUCUAUGGAUGGCAACAAAAACACCAAAUCCACAUUCAAUAUUAUAUCAGGCACCUCAAUGUCUUGCCCUCACCUUAGUGGCGUAGCAGCUCUGCUGAAAAGCACACAUCCUGAUUGGUCUCCUGCUGCUAUUAAGUCUGCAAUCAUGACAACCGCUGACACGUUAAACCUUGCCAAUAGUCCAAUACUAGACGAAAGACUCCUUUUUGCUGACAUCUAUGCAAUUGGUGCAGGACAUGUUAAUCCAUCUAGGGCAAAUGAUCCAGGACUAGUUUAUGAUACUCCAUUUGAGGACUAUGUAGCUUAUUUGUGUGGUUUGAACUACACAAAUCCGCAGGUAAGUAAACUCUUACAACGCAAAGUGAAUUGCUGGGAGGUUGAAAGUAUCCCUGAAGCACAAUUAAACUAUCCUUCAUUUUCCAUAUCCGGACUUGGAUCAACUCCUCAGACAUAUACCAGAACAGUGACCAACGUUGGUGACGCCAAAUCAUCUUACAAAGUGGAGAUAGCUUCACCAAAAGGUGUUGUCGUGGAAGUUGAACCCUCCGAGCUGAAUUUCUCCGAGUUGAACCAGAAGUUAACAUACCAGGUAACAUUUUCCAAGACAAUCAGCAGCUCAAAGCCUGAGGUUGUUGAGGGAUUCUUGAAGUGGAAUUCUAAUAAGUACUCUGUGAGAAGUCCAAUUGCAGUUGUAUUAGUAUUGACUACAUAAGUGCAGAAAAUGCUGUUUUUCUUUAUUUUACUUUUUCAAUCUUUUAUUACUAUUUUGAUUUUCACUGGUCUUUAAUAAUUUUAUCAUUAUGAAAUAUUGUUUCAAUGUUUG